CGGACCGCGGCUGGUCGGCAGCCCGUCUCUAAUCAUGUUCACUUGUGAAAUGAACACCUCGGUGGAUUCUGUCAACUGCUUAGCUUCGGCCAAAAGUCGAACAAAGUAACAGUCUACCACAGUCUAACUACACUAAUGUUUAGGCUAAUGUUUAGCCUGCUUUUCAGUGUUCACAGUGCACUGACUGAGACCACGCUUCAUCCCCUCCUGAUUUCUUUCCUGCACAGCUUCAGCAAUGGCCAUUGGCGGGUUGCAUCGGCCUGGUUCCUGCAUGGACUGUUAGAGAAAACUUUAAAGGGAAAAAACAGAAGCCCUACUCUCUGUUGCACGGACCUGACAACCACAGCUAUGGCCCACUUAAUACUCCCUCCGCCCCUUUCAUCGCUCACAGACAUUAAACAGAAAAACGCUGGCUUGAAUUCAACUCAUCACUCAUCAUCGUACUCAGUACGACUGGCUAUCAACUCCGACAUUUAAACAAGCAAGAAAAGAGCACCAAGCAAACCCUCAAGGUCCUCCACCAAAUCUGAGCAAGCUCCCUUCUGCUGCGUCCCAUGACCGCACAACAACCCAAGAAACAACAACUAUUUAAAGAACUAUAGCAAACCAAUUAUACUCUAUCCCCACCGCUUU
Aspergillus aculeatinus CBS 121060 is the source of this 633-nucleotide messenger RNA. RefSeq lists its product as uncharacterized. The transcript has 2 exons. Bases 136 to 477 code for a protein of 113 amino acids. NCBI's taxonomy places the organism in Eukaryota, Fungi, Ascomycota, Eurotiomycetes, Eurotiales, Aspergillaceae. The record is from RefSeq and is a predicted model, not a curated record.